GGGCCCGGGAGUCUGGCGAGGGUACAAGGGGGUGCGGAAAAGCCGGGGAAGGGACUCGGUCCGGGAACUUGAUCAGGGGCCGGAGACCUACGGGAACAGCGGCCCGGGACCCGCGCUGCCCCCGCCCCUCCUGAGCAGGCGCCCCCAUGGCCCGACCCCGCUGAUUCCUUCACUCGGCCAUGCUCCCGCGGCCCCUGCGGCUGUUUUGGGACACGAGCCCCCCCGGGGGAGUCGUGCUGAGCAGCUUCCGGAGUCGAGACCCCGAAGAGGGUGGGGGCCCAGGUGGCCGGGGCGUGGGCGGGGGGCAGGAGGAGGAGGAGGAGGAGGAAGACGACGAGGCCCCUGUGUCUGUCUGGGACGAGGAGGAGGAUGGUGCCACCUUUACUGUCACAAGUCGCCAGUAUCGGCCUGUUGAUCCCUUGGCCCCGAGGCCUCCCCCGCAUUCCUCCCGGAGGCUCCGAGCUGGCACUCUGGAGGCCCUGGUCAGACACCUGCUGGAUGCCCGGACAUCAGGGACUGAUGUGACCUUCACGGCAGCCUUCCUGGCUACUCACCGGGCCUUCACCUCCACGCCUGCCCUGCUAGGGCUUAUGGCUGACAGGCUGGAAGCCCUUGAAUCUCAUCCUACAGAUGAGCUAGAGAGGACAAAAGGGGUAGCCAUCUCUGUAUUGUCAACCUGGCUGGCCUCUCACCCUGAGGAUUUUGGCUCUGAGGUCAAGGGUCAGAUUGACCGGCUUGAGAGCUUCUUGCUUCGGACAGGGUAUGCAGCAGGGGAGGGUGUUGGGGGGGGCGGCGCUGACCUCAUCCGCAACCUCCGGUCCCGGGUGGACCCCCAGACCCCCGAACUUCCUAAGCCCCUGGCCCUCCCCGGCGAUCCCCCUGCUGACCCCACGGAUGUCCUGGUGUUCCUCGCUGACCACUUGGCCGAACAGCUGACCCUGCUAGAUGCGGAGCUAUUUCUCAAUCUGGUACCCUCUCAGUGCCUGGGGGGCCUGUGGGGUCACAGAGACCGGCCAGGACAUUCCCACCUCUGCCCCUCUGUCCGGGCUACUGUCAUACAGUUCAACAAGGUGGCAGGGGCAGUGGUCAGCUCUGUCCUGGGGGCUACCUCAACCGGAGAGGGGCCUGGGGAGGUGACCAUACGGCCACUCCGUCCCCCACAGAGGGCCCGGCUGCUGGAGAAGUGGAUCCGUGUGGCAGAGGAGUGCCGUCUGCUCCGAAACUUCUCUUCAGUGUAUGCUGUGGUGUCGGCCCUGCAAUCCAGCCCCAUCCACAGGCUUCGGGCAGCCUGGGGGGAAGCAGCCAGGGACAGCCUCAGAGUCUUUUCCAGCCUCUGCCAGAUUUUCUCCGAGGAGGAUAAUUAUUCCCAGAGCCGGGAGCUCCUCCUGCAGGAGGUGAAGCUGCAGCCUUCUCUGGAGCCAAAUUCAAAGAAGUCCCCGAGGUCUGGCUCCCGGGGUGGGGGUGUGGUCCCAUACCUUGGCACCUUCUUGAAGGACCUCGUGAUGCUGGACGCAGCCUCCAAGGAUGAGCUGGAGAACGGAUACAUCAAUUUUGACAAGCGGAGGAAGGAGUUUGCUGUCCUUUCUGAGCUGAGGCAGCUCCAGAACAAAUGUUGUGGCUAUGACCUCCAACCUGACCCCGAUAUCCAGCGGUGGCUACAGGGGCUCCGGCCACUGACAGAGACCCAGAGCCAUCAAGUGUCCUGUGAGGUGGAGCCAUCCAGUACCAGUGACCCUCCUGCCCCGCGGGUGCUUCGGCCAACGCUGGUCAUCUCGCAGUGGACAGAGGUGCUGGGUUCUGUUGGAGGUCCCACACCCCUUGUCUCCUGGGACUGGCCCAGUGUGGGGGCAGAGGAGGUGCCUGGAACCCCCGCUCCACUGCUGACCCGGCUGGCCCAGCACAUGAAGUGGCCGUCUGUCUCAUCUCUGGACUCCGCCCUGGAAAGCACUCCAGCCCUGCAGAGUCCCGCUGACCCCAGCCACCUCUCUCCCCCCGCUUCCUCCCCGAGGCCUUCUCGAGGUCACCGCCGCUCAGCCUCCUGUGGCUCCCCGCUCAGUGGGGGUGCAGAAGGGGCCUCCAGGGGGGCUGGAUAUGGGGGAGGGGGGCCUGGGCCAGGGUCCUCUGAUUGCCGCAUCAUCCGAGUCCAGAUGGAGCUGGGGGAAGACGGCAGUGUCUACAAGAGCAUCUUGGUGACAAGCCAGGACAAGGCUCCAAGUGUCAUCAGUCGUGUCCUGAAGAAAAACAAUCGUGAUUCUGCGGUGGCUUCAGAGUAUGAGCUAGUGCAGCUGCUCCCAGGGGAGCGAGAGCUGACCAUCCCCCCCUCGGCUAACGUCUUCUACGCUAUGGAUGGAGCUUCACUCGAUUUCCUCCUGCGGCAGCGGCGACGGCCCUCCACUGCUACACUGGGCCGCGCCAGUGGCCCUUCUGCCUCGGGAACUCCCCCAAGUGAGGGAGGAGGGGGUUCUUUUCCCAGGAUCAAGGCCACAGGGAGGAAGAUUGCCCGAGCACUGUUCUGAGGAGGAAGCCCUGUUGGCUCCUAGAACUCAUGGUGGCAGUGCCAGAUGUGGGGAGCCAUCCUGAAUGGUGGCAGUUGCCGCACU
Molecule: messenger RNA, 2600 nt
Organism: Balaenoptera ricei (Rice's whale)
Lineage: Eukaryota; Metazoa; Chordata; Mammalia; Artiodactyla; Balaenopteridae
Gene: RGL2
Product: ral guanine nucleotide dissociation stimulator like 2
Exons: 18
Coding region: 180-2516 (778 amino acids)
Biological process (GO): positive regulation of GTPase activity; Ras protein signal transduction
Cellular component (GO): plasma membrane
Molecular function (GO): guanyl-nucleotide exchange factor activity
Source: RefSeq, a predicted model, not a curated record